This is a messenger RNA of Clarias gariepinus (North African catfish), 6335 nucleotides long. RefSeq lists its product as uncharacterized. Bases 419 to 4066 code for a protein of 1215 amino acids. NCBI's taxonomy places the organism in Eukaryota, Metazoa, Chordata, Actinopteri, Siluriformes, Clariidae. Gene Ontology annotation, biological process: transcription by RNA polymerase I. The transcript has 5 exons. The record is from RefSeq and is a predicted model, not a curated record.
UUUUUUUUACCUUUCUACUUAUUACUACAAACUAUAAAAGAAUAGUUUUUAUUUGUUUUUAUAUUCGCAAAAACAGCACAAUAGGAAACAAUCGUACAAUCCUAGCGCUCUUGAACGUUCCCUGGUUUACUCUAACGCCGUUCUCGUCGUUUCCUUAGAGCUCUCACAUGAUUGGUUCGUCAGAGCGCAGCGCUGCCGGAAAUCGUCCCGCCCCCUGCUCGACUUCCUGUUUUCUUCUGCAAACCCACGUGUGUGCUGAUGUGCGCGCUACAGAUUAUAAUACUUCAUCGAGAUUUAGCGAGAUAUAGACUCUGUAAGUUGUAUGUAAGUGAAUCGCUUUUAUAUGAAAGUGAAUCCUGAGAGAGAGGAACUGGGAGUGUGUGAGCAGUGAGCAUGUCUACAGGAGGUAACGGUUGUUAUGGAGAAUAUUCCCGAAGCUUCGGCACAGAGAGACUCCCGGAGAGGAGACGCGUUUGAAACACCGGCGUCUGAAAGUGACUCUGGCGACAGCUUGUUUUUUACUCAGUCUGUGAGUUCACCUUCAAGGACUGUUAAAAGACACCGUCCGUCAUUUACACCGGCAUGUCCCUUGAGUCAACAAUCAGAGGAUGAGCAGGAGAGAGAACCCAACCCAAACCCACAACAUAAAGGGGCGAGGCCGAGGAGCGACUCUGACAGUGAAACUAAUUAUGAUGACUUGCUUCGGAAAUGGAGAUCUCUGGAAAAUACACGGAGGAGGGUUAACCGUCGGCCUCGCCAGAGGAGUCGGAGAGCAGCUCCAAAGAGGUUGUGGUUACCUUUUCUGUCUAGCUUUGGACAAGUUCCUGCUCGCAGAAGCCAAACUAUAGUGAAUUCAGAGAUCGGUGGGUUCUUGAAAUGCGUAUUGAAGCUAAGCAAAGGAAGCGGAGAAAAAGGACGAAGGAAACUGUCUCCAUCUGUUUUGUCAGCUGAUUCAGAGGAAAAUAAUAUGGAAGAGAAUGAAGAUGAUGAGGACAUCAGAAAAGUGAAUCCAGAUUGCUUUAUUCAGAACACACACACAAGAAACCGACAACCGUGGUUACCGUCCUUGAAAUGGAAAAAGAAAGACGCUUCAAGAAAGUGCACUGAGAAAAGCAACAAACAUCAAGAAGACAAGAAGAAAUGCUAUCGGACCAGAAAAGUUGCUAAAGACCUGAUGGCGCCCCAAGAUGACACAGAUAUACAUAAUGAGAAUGAAUCAUUAAACAUAGAAGUUACUCCAUCCAGAAAAAGGGGUAAGAAGACCAGAAAGUCUUCUGCUAGGACUUCUCUCUCACCGUGUUCUUCACAUUCCCGUCUUUCCCCUGACAAAUCCCUAUUUAUUCGAAGUCUAUUUCUGGAUCAUCAGGAGGAACAUAGUGAGCCACAAGUUCUAGUGGCAUGUUCACAAUCACAAUUCCUUGAAGCCCAGGAAAUUUAUCAAACUUUUGAGAACUGGCAGGAACCAAUUACUGAAGUAUCCGUUGAGGAGACGGACCAUGAGGAUGAUGACGAAACACAGAUUUUGGAUGAGAACCUUAGGGACCAAAACAGAGGGGGUAGUACACACUGCUCGGAGAACAUCUCAUUCCAGGAGCACCAUAACCAAGUUGAGAAUGUCAAUCCAGGUGUGUAUCAUGAGCCAGAAAAAAACGAAGAUCUGGGUAGUAUUGGUGUAGGUUUUACCAGCUCACAGGAUCUUUUCCAAGAACCAGAUAAUCAACCAAGCCCUCUUAGAAAGAAUUGUGAUAAAAACAGUAAUGAAGAAAACUUGGAAAGCAAUGUGCUAAUACAGGAUAGUAACAUAAAGAAGCAAAAGAGACCUUCAUUAAUUUUAUCAAAUGUGGAGAGCACCAAUGUUAAAAAUUCCAAUUUUCAGAAGGGUCAGUCGAGUGAAACAAGCUCACCAACACUCAGAGGUAUACACAAAGAACGAAAAGAAAAGGACAAAAAGACAUCUGAUCAUAGCAUAGAGCAUUCAUAUCCAUCACUGCCAUUAGAGGAUAAUGUAUCAGGAUCCAGAAGAAAUGAUUUCUCAAGUCCUAAUAAGGAUGUUCUUAUGGUUGGUAGGGAAGAGAAGACCGAGACCCCACUGUUUAUUUAUGGUGGAAUGACAUUUCUAAAAAGAAAGAAAGGUAAAAAGACAAAAGCCCCAGAGGUCUCUGAUAACCCGCCACCGAUACAAGUUGAUCUGGGUAAGAAUGAAGGUUCUGUACUUCAGGUUAAUGACAUUGAGUGUAAAAAAAGAAAGAAGAUGAAAAAUGAUGGGCUGUUGGAGGAGUCAGUUGCCACCAUGAAGGAAAACAGUGUUCCUUUAGACCCAAGUCUAUCACCACAGGACUGUUCAGUGGAUUGUGCUUCAGGGAAUGUUAAUAAACCAAAGAAAAAGGACAAAAAUGGUGGGUUGUUGGAGGAAGUGGUCAAUCCCAUGCCAGAAAUCAGUAUAUCUGCAGAAUCAAGUCUAUCAGUUCAGGAAACCUUAGUGGUUUGUUCAUUUGGUGGAAGUAAACCGAAGAAAAAGAGAAAAAAAGAAAAAUAUGGUCAACCAGUGCCUCAAGUAGACCAAUCAGUUGAUGUAGAGGAGCCUGUGCAGGUUCCCUGUCAACAUUCAGCUUCUUUGCUGUCCAUAGUUGCAGAACCUGAGCAAAUGAUCAGUACUGAUCUAUCUAGUCCUAGUUUUAGUCAUAAUGUUAACCAAGUAGACAAUAAUACACCCUUAAAAGAUUUAGUUGAAUCUGAUGGGCAUGAAACACGACGAAAAAAGAAAAAGAAGAAAAUGGAUGGAAAAUGGAAAAGUCCUUUGACGUCUGAUCAGAUGACCGUUCAACAGAGUAGUCAAGAGUCUCAUUCGAGCCUUGGAGCCGAUACUGUCAAGAAAAAGAAGAAAAAGUUCAUACAUGAUGUUUACCAACUAAAAGAUAUGGCUAUGGCCAGUUAUAAUCAUGGAGAACCUUUGGAGAAAAUCUCUGAAAUACCAGCAGGCAUAGAAAUCCAGACAGUGGGUAGCAUAGGUUUGAAAAAGGAUGACUUUGUAACACCAAUAAAGAAGAAAAAAAGGAAGCAGGAACAAGUGGUCAGAGAAGAUAAUGUGGACUAUGAGGCAUCAUUGGUAAAAACCACAGAAGACAUGGAGAUUUUAGAUACUAUUCAAGAUUCUGAGCAGCAAGCAGCUGAGCUGGUUCUAACAAGCAAGGCAAAAAAGCGAAAAAAGAAAAAGGAAAGAACUGAAACAACUCAAGAAGAGGAGGCAUCUAAAAAUUCCUGCCUGUCUCUCGGACAUGGAGAUGUGGCAACACCAAAUACUUCAACAAGAAGUGAGGCUGGAGAGAUUGUUGAGGCAGACGUUCCUGGAGCAGAGCCAAUAAAGAAAAAGAAAAAGAAGAAGCGAAAAAAAGAGUUGAAAAAUGAUGCCUCGUUGUCAGUCUGUCACGACUUGGAAUAUUUGCAUCAAUCACCUUACCACAAUACUGUGGAGAAUGAAGCUUCAGGUAGUGGUGACAAAGAAAAUCCCUCAACAUGUUUGGAAACACAUUCAACAAAUGACUCCAAUAAAAAAAAGAAACGUGAGGGGACCAAAGGUGACGGUUCUAAAAGGAGCCAACAAGUACUGCGAUCAGAAGAUUCCAUACAGCCUAAGAAGAAGAAAAAAAAGAAAAAGCGAGAAUUGGUAGAAACAGACAGAGAAGUAGAUCCUGAGGUUGUUGAACAUGACUUUUGGCAGGAAAGUGGUUCUCCAUCAGAACCUUCAGAAGCAAUAAAUGAGAAAAAGAAGAAGAAGAAGAAAAAGAAGAAUAGAAGCGACAAAGUUGGAGGAGAGAGUGAGAGUUUAGAUGUUGCUCCAGAAGACCCAAAAGAUGUUUUUAUUACAUGCUAUGAUACAGAGGAUAAUAUUUCAUUCUCUGCAGUUGAAUUAUCAGGACAUGUUAAGAAAAAGAAGAAAGUAAGAGACUUGAUUAAUGAUCUAGAGACCAUGAGUGGAGAUAAACAAGUUGCUGUCUCUGAUAAGUUAAACUCAUGUUUACAGACACACAGUAAAAAGCUGAAAAAGAAGAAAGACCGUCUGUUAUAAAUUCAAUUUUUUUUUGCUUACAAAGUUACUUUUAAUUUAAAAUUAAGUUGAUUUUACUUUCGGAUAUGAAGGUCUAUUUUAACAGAACCACGUCCAUCAUAAAUACCUCAAAGUCUGAAAAGAUGUUGGUAAUUCAAAUCUUGGCUAUUUCUGUCAGUGAAUUCCUGUGUAUAUUUUUUUUAUUCAUUUAUCACUGCAUGUAAAGUUGAAUGAGUUCAUCACUUAAACUAUAACAUGUGUAAACAGAUUCCUCAUAAAUCUUUUUUUUUCUUAAGUUCAUAAUAUGAGAGAAACGCACCCGGUCAUGUUAAUCGGGAAACUCUUAAAAAAAAAAAAAUCUUAUAGAUUUUCCAUGUUGGAAAAUUUAGAAACCAUAUUAAUGUGAUGUAAAGGAUUGUAAGAAGCUCUAUGUUCGAAAAUAUUUGAGUGGUAAUGUACAGCCUCAGCUUUGCUUAAUUCUAAAAUAUUUUAUAUACAUUUAAAUAUUUUCUAGUUAUUAUUUUUAUAGUUAGUUCUUUAUUAUAUAGAUUUUUCCCAAGUAAAAAUCAGCUUCAACUAAAAAAAAAUAUAAUUAUAAAAAUAACUAUAGAUAACGUCCAGCCUUGCUGGAUUUUUUAACUUCAGCAUGCUAUUGAAAUCUGUCCUCUAUAGUACAGUUUUAAUGUUAAAAAGGUCAAGUGUCUCCCUCAUCUGGUAUGUGAAUUUACACAGAUGUAGUAGAGAUGUUUUUUUCUUUUUUAUUGAUUAAUAUUUCUGUGCACUGUUUAGAAACUGUAAUGGUACUUUUUGCUGCCAAACAUUGUAACUUAAAUUUUAAAAUGAAUUAUGUUAAUAAGAUUUGUUAAUGUACAUUUGGAGUAAUGUUUACAGUCUAUAAAAUAUACUUCUUUCCUGUGGAGCUGCAAAUAUCGAGUUGGCAAAUAAUAAUUUCAGUGAAAAAAAUAAGUUCUGAAGCAGCUACAAUGAUCUCAGGUCAUAAUUUUACUCUUAAUUAUGAAAUCAUAAUUUAGAUAGUUAAUGCGAACUUCAAACUAGAUAGUAGCAUGUAGGUCAAGAAAAGUAAAGAAGUGAUAUUGGAAAAUAAAAAAUGAGCAGUACUGUUAGCAUAACAAAAAGCACGUCAUUAAACAGAGAAAAAAAACACAAACAGCUAAAACUAGGACAUAAUACAAAGUUAGAGGAUGGAUUUGACAGCUUAUUAAACACUUAAAAGUUUAUUAAACAUCAGGAAGUUUAUUGGUAGAAGAGUGUAAGGUUUUGUUUAAGGAAUAAAGGACUUUGGAGCAUGUUGGUUAAGUAAUAAGUAACGGGGUGGUGUAAUGUAGCCCGAGCCAUAGUGGAGUAACUGUUACAAUCACAAAGUUAAUUAUUUUGUAAUAGCUGCUUGUAUUUAAGGUAAAUUUGCCAGUUAUUGUUCAUUUGUAUUAAGUAAUGAUUGCACAUUUGUAUUAAGUAAUUAAGUAAGUAAAGUAAAACUGAUUUGUUAUGUUGAAUGUUAUGUAACACCCAGGUUUUUUUUUUUUUUUAAUCUGUAAGUUAAUAUUUCACAUCUGGAACUUUGUGCUCCUGUUUCCUUGAAUCAAAUCAAAACAAAAGACUAGCAAUAUGUUGCAAAGCACUGUAACCUGGGUGAAGUAUUCUGUUAAACAGGAAUGGACUAGUCUUGGAGAAUGUCUUAACAGGAAGUAAGAAAAAGUUGAAACUGUGAGCUUAUUAUUUCCUCAUAUUUGGUGGAAACAAGCAUCCACUCCAUUCCCUUUCUUUUUGUGACUUGUUACUACAAAAUGUAAAUAAUGUAAUUUACUGUUACAAACUAAUCUACAUUAAAAAAAAAGGCUGUCCCUGGAGACUCCUUGGAAAAAAUUGUAAACAUCUCACAAAAAGCUUGCAUAUAUUUCCAAUUGUGUGUUGUUUUAAUCUGUUGAUGUGGAUGGUUUACCAUGAAUUGACAGUAGACAAUUCUGCCCAAAACAGUGGGUGUAGAUAACAAACUAAAUGGGACUGAGAACAAAACCUUGGGGGAUUCCUUGUAUUGCUGGGUUUGUGGUUGCCUAAGGUUUCUGCUUGCGCAAGGAAACAAGGUGUUGUCACCCCUGAGCAAUAGGAACUGAAUGAGGCUAGUAUUGUCUGCUAAACCUGUUCUUAAAAGUGGACAUUUGUACCAAAAGGAGUGUGACCUAAUUGUAGUUCUUUUCUGUUUUUAAUGUUCACCUAUUCUUUAUUUAUUAAUUGUUGUAAAUGGUGCUUAAGUAAAUUAUGUAUACAGUUU